ACAGCCAGGAAAUGAAUCGUGCUGUAGUGACCAAGUGGAGAGACUUCCCUUUGGGCUGCAGUUUGGACGUAUUUGAUUCAGGGCAAAGUUCUAGACUGUCGACGGGUCAAGUCACAAUGGAAAGAAGACGUGAGGAUGGAAUUUGCCUCUCAGAUAUAAGGAGAGACUGGUGAUGCAGAAUGCAGGAUUUCAGGCAGACAUACCUGAGCCUGUGUAAGGAGGGAGGUGUGAAGCCCCAGGAGAGUGUUGUAGCUCAGAUCCAGGGGAGCAGGGCUGCUCACAGCCCCAGAUUGGACCUGAGUGGACAAAGCCUGUCUUUGGAUACGUGCUCUGUGCUGGCCAGGGCGUUCCAAAAAGAUAUCACCUUGACAGAUGUGUCGCUAAGUGAUUGCAUGCUGAGCGAGGAAGGUGCAAAAGUACUCUUGACUGGACUGUGUGGCAACACAACUGUGAAAAUCCUGGAUUUGAAGGGAAAUAACCUGAAAUCAGCAGGGGUGGAGGUGUUGGGAACGUUAUUGACAUGCAACAAGACCCUGCGCAGGCUUGUGUUGGAGUGGAAUGCGUUGGGGGUGUGGGAUGAGGCCUUCUUAGCCUUUUGUCAGGGUUUGGCCUCCAACAGCAUGCUGACGCAGCUGGACCUGCGCAACAAUCAGAUCAACCACCACGGAGCAACUGAGCUUGCUCUGGCUCUCAAACACAACACCACACUGGAAGUGUUAGACCUGAGAUGGAACAACAUUGGUCUGCUGGGUGGCAGGAUAUUGCUAGAGGCUUUGCAGAAAAACAAGAGGAUCGUGCAGCUGGAGAUGGCAGGGAACAAUAUUCCUAGUGACACACUCAAAGCACUCGAGCGGACCACUGGGCACAACUCAGACAGACAGUCCACCCUGGGAGAGAACCACAGGAAGACCCAGGUCCUCAGCAAAGAGAUCCAGACACUGAAAGACAAGAAGAGCCAUCAGGUCCUGAGUCUAAUGGAAACUAUAGACAGCCAGCGGGAGGAGAUAAGAUGUUCUAAAAGAUCCACUUCUAUUCAGAUAGGCCAACUCCAGGAAGCUCUGAAUGAGAGGAAGUCAGCUGUCAACUCUCUCAAUGCCAAACUACAGAUGACAGAGGAGGCCCUCGCUCUCUCUGGGCAGAAAAAUCUCAACAUGGUAGAACUGCUGACUCAAGUGAAGGUUGAAAAAGAAGAACAGAUGGAGAGACAGAGUAGAGAGAGAAAGAAAGAGCAAGAGGACUGUGUUUUGAGAGAGGGUAAACUCUUUAGAGAAAUGCAAAACCUCUCAGAAACCAACAGCCAACUCAGGAAUAAAGUUUGGGAGAUGGAGAGAUGGUGUAAGUCACAACAACAACAGAUUUUUGAGCUUAAGCAGGAACUGACCAACAGUACAGCUGAGCUCAAUCUACGACUAGCCCAGGCGGAAGAUCGUCUGGAAACAGAGAAACGAAGGUCCAAGCAAGCCCUGAGGGACAUGGACAGUCUCCGACAGAAAGAGGUGGAGCAUGUGAAUUGUAAUCUAGAGGAGAGUGAGAGAGCUCUGCAAGAACACAUCUUCAAACUGGAGGGACAACGGAUACAACUAAAAGAGCAGGAGCAUGUGUCAUCCUUAGAGGAAAAGCUUCGUUCGGUGCAUUCCUCCCUACUGGAGGUCCAGCUCCACUGCUCCCAGCAGAAGCAAACCAUCUCUGAGAUUAAGGCCAAGACCAACCAUCAGAGCAUCGAGGUGAACGGACUUCAGCGCAGGAUAGGGGAGCUCCAGCAGGAGCUUUUAGGUAAGGACCAGGAGAAGGUGGCUGAGGUGAGCCAGGUCAGGUUGGAGCUGCAGGAGCAAAUUGGACAUUUACAGGCAGAGAGGACACUACAGAGAGGACUCAAAGAGAAGAUCUGUGCUCUGGAGAGAGAGAAUAAAGUUUUAAGCAGUAACCACAGAGAGGUGCUCCUUGACAAAGAGAGUGAGAUGUCUUCCAUGUUGGAGAAGCUGCGAUUGAAGGAGGCAGAUAUCCUGAGGAUGAGGGAGGACGAGACAAACAGAGCCAGCUACCUGCAGAGUGCCUUCCUCACCUACGUUCAGGGCUCGCCUCUGGGACACUGCAGCAGCCCCAAGAAAUGACCACAGAACUCAACACCUUAACUAUGUCCAAUAAGCCCUCACUGCGAUCCUGCUCAGGUCAGGGGAGUUCGCUAAAUAAAAAAUCACAAUUUCCAGAAUUUGCAAAGUUUUAACAGUGGUGAUACUGGAGAUAACUGGCACUGGUCAGUGAGAUAUGACCACAACAAAAUGUACAUAUACAGUACAGUCAAGAGAUUAAGGUUUUAAAUAGUCUAAUUAUAACUGUUGGAACUUGGCUUUGUUCACUGUUUUGCACGUCAUCAGUUUGCCAGAUUGAACUGUUAUGCUGUAUUGCCCUAACAGCCUCUAUCCUUAAAGUGAUAGUUCACAGAAAAAUUAAAAUUCAUGUCAUGAACUAAACUUAGCAGAUACUUCGUAUUAUCUCUGGAGGAGAUGCAUCUGUGAACGCAAAUGAAAAUGAAAAAUUAAGAUGAUAAAACUUUGUGUUAUGCUCAGGUUUCUCCUAGGCCGGGCGUAACACUGAGUGAGAGGCUCCUCAGUUUAUGCUAACUUCUCCACCUUGCCUAGUAUAAAGUCCUUUAGAAAGGGGAUCUCCUGCUGUGUUCACAGUGAGUGAGUCGGGGUAUAAUGAUUUUUUCUUUCAUUUGUCCAUAAUUUCUAUUUAUCUAUGAUUUGUUUGUAGUCACUAAUAGUAAAAACUGAGCUCAGUGGCUUCACUAAAAAUAACUCAGUCAAGAUAUGUAGAUAGAUGAUCAGUCAGGGUGGAGACAGGUUUAUACAGAUGUUCUAAACCCCCUUAAGUGUAAACGAGCACAUCAGAAAUAUCAUUAAUAAUCCUUCAUUGUAAAAUUUUAAGCAGGUGCUGAGUCUAUGGAAAUGUGAUUGAUAUUUACAAUAUACAACCAGCAUUAGAUGAAAAGUCAGUGGAUCACCACACUGAUUACAAUUCAUGUUGAGGAAAAAUAAAUAUGUUUAACUAAUUUCACAAUAAUCUAUCCCACAGUUGUUGAAACAUUUCACUCAAAACUAUGCAACUCAUUGCACUAGCUGAAGAGUCAGUGGAUUACUAACAGAGUCAUCAAGGUGCACCAUUAAAAAACCAUGACAAACUGUACUAAAUUGUAUAGCAAUCCGUUGGAACUUAGCAUAUUUCAGUCUGAACCAAAAUGGUCGACCGGGUAACAGAUUGACAACAGUCUGUGGAGCUAUAGAGCUAGCUGGACCAAAGAGUGCCAGCCUUACAUCCAUGACAUCAUCUGUGGAGAUUUGCAAAUCCUUGGAACCCGUUCUUUUUUUUCUCCCAGUCUCAGAAUUAUUUGAGAGACAACCUUCAAACUGAGUUAUGGGUUUACGGUUAAGUGUGUACAAUUUAGGUGUCAGAGAUCUAUGGGCAGAAAUAAAAUCCUAGUGAUGUUUUCCCUGGUGUUUGAUCAUCUAAACCAUAUGGUGAUGUUUUCUUUACCCUAGAAUGGGCCCACCUUAUAUAGCCGGAGGCCGCCAGAUUUUUCACAGUAGCCUAAACUGGAAGAACUAAACACUGUUUGUCUUUUUAUAUCAACUGAAUGCCACCACAGGUUCUCUUUCAUGUUUGGAAGGGGAGGGUGAGGUGAGGGGUAUUCAGCUGCAACAUGCAACUUCACCACUAGAUGUCACUACAUUCUACACGAUGAACUUUUAAGUGUGCCUUAAUAUUGUAUCAGUCAAACUGUAGUAAAAUGUGGUCAUUUCUGUGGGAAAAAGCUGUAUGGUGAUUUUUCUUAAUGUGUGAAUGUAUCAGUGGUUUAUCUUAAUUGUUCUAUUAUUUUACUGUAUACAACGUUUUUUUGAUUGUAGUAGGUCUGUCGCUUGGGGAUACUUGAGGUCACUGGGUUUGACACUACAGCACAAGAUCUUUAAUUUUCAAGGUAGUUCAAACUGAUUUAAAUUCCAUCAGUUCCUUUUGUUGUUCCUGCACUGUUUAGGUUCUGAAAAGCACUGAUCACGACUACACAAUACCGCAUCAUAAUAAGUAAAGUAUCUUCAGAUUGAGUAGAAGUAGCUUACAUUUUGAAUGUUGAAUGAAAGUCAUGCUUUAAUGGGAAACAUCAAUCAUUAUCCCAUCAGCCACAUUUUUUGUAGGAUAAAGUGCAAUAAUUGUCAAGUGUAUGGAUCUAAUUCAGUACUAGCGAAGUGAAAUUCAAGAAAUAAAAUGUCGAUAGUGCCCCAUAAAGUGCAGCGCCUGUAGCAGGUUUUUCCAAUAUGCCUGAAAAUCAUUUGCCGUAUGUAUUAUGCCCAGACGUUCAAAAAAGUCCCCAUAUUCCAAACCCAACAGGAAGUCAACCAUUUUGGAUUAAGUCGUCAUUUUUGGCGAUUCACACACAUCGUACUUUAAUGAGCUCCUCCUGGAAGAUCAAAUUCUGUCAGGGCAAUCGGUGAGUUUUUAUCACAGGGCGAUUCCCCGGGGUGGCAUCUAAUUUCAAUAUUUUGCCAUGAAACAGGAAGUUGUUGUAACCUCAGUGUACAUUAUUCAAUCUACACCAAACUUCACGUUUGAUAAGGGUCUAACCCUCAACACAAAUACAGUCCUGCUCGCCAUUAUUGGCACCAUUACAUUUUUUGCAUAACCUGUAUCAUAUCUUCAGAAAUAAAUGUGAACUUUUAAUUGGAGGUCCAAAGUAAUUUAACAAAGAAAAUUGUUUUUUCAACGUGCAUAUUGUAAUUUCAAAGAAGAAAAACAUCAUGUGCAGCAAUAACGGCACCCCUCUUUAAUAUUUCGUUUCACACCCUUUGGCAGUGAUGACAGCCUCCAAACGUUUCUUGUAGCCAUCUAUAAGCUUCUUGCUCUUCUCAGCUGGUAUUUUCUCCCACUCUUCCUUGGCAAUUGUUCAAGCUCUUGAACAUUUGCAGGGUUCUUUUCCCCAAUAGCAGAUUUCAGCUCACCCCAAAGAUUUUCAAUUGGAUUGAGAUCAGGACUCAUUGCUGGCCAUUUGAAAAAAAAACAACAUGUGUGCUUUGGGUCUUUGUCUUGCUGGAGGACCCAUGAUCUUCGACUCAAACCAAGUUGUCUUACACUGGGUAGGACAUUUCGCUCUAAAAUCUCUUGAUAAUUCUCUGAUUUCAUGAUUCCUGUGAUACGGUCGAGGCCUCCAGUACCAGAUGCAGAAAAGCAGCCCCACACUAUUAUGGAUCCUCCACCAUGCUUAACUGUUGAUCGGGUGUUCUUUUCCUUGUAGGCUUCAUUGCGCUGUCUGAAAACAAACUGUUGGUGUGCAUUGCCAAAAAGCUAUAUUUUUAGUUUCAUCUGUCCACAGAACAUUUUCCCAGAAGGACUGUGGUUUGUCCAAGUAUUCUUUGGCAAAGAUCAGUCGUUCCUUUUUAUUUCUUUUCCUCAGCAAUGGUGUCUUCCUUGGCCUUCGCCCAUAAAGCCGUGUGUGGUUUAGUGUGCGGCGUAUGGUACUUGUUGAAACCAUGACCUCAGACUGUUCCAGGUUGGCCUUCAGGUCUUUGGAUGUUUGAUGUGCUGUUUUUUCCAACAUUCGCACCAACCUUCGAAGACUUCUCAUCAAUUUUUCUCUUCCCCCCCCUUGUCCAGGGAGGUUCUUGACAGUUCCAUGCUGUUAAAAUUCUUAAUAACAUUACGCACUGUUGAAACAAGGAUACCAAGGUCUUUGGAGAUGACCUUAUACCCUUUUGGAGGUCUUGUGUAUGCUAAUAAUAGCCCCUCUGAUGUCCUCAGACAGCUCCUUUGUCUUCACCAUGGUGACAAAGGAACAGGGAAUUACAGGUGGCUUUUUAAAACACGGAAGUCAUCAUUCAUUGGCUAAUUCAUGUCAAAUGGCCACAGACAAUUUGUCACAGGUGAUUUUCAUUUGUGAUUGACCACAGGUGAGUCAUAAUGUGUUUCCAUACUGAUUUACAGCAAAGGGUGCCAAUAUCAGUGACACAGCAAGCUUUAAGUUUUUUCAAUUUUUUUCCCUUAUUGUUUAUUGUUUUAAAUUGUUGUUGAUCAUUUGUUCUUUUGUAUCAAACACUAAUUCUCUAUAGAAAAAGUUGUUUCACUUGAUUCAUUUUUUUCAGGCGAUAUUCCACAUUAUGUACUUAAACUUCUUGGGUGCCAAUAAUGGUGAGCAGGACUGUACAUGCCAAUACUCAGUAAUUCUCAUAGUGCCCCCUACUGGCUACAAGAAAUGUCAAUCUUUAUACUGUGAUGUACUCAUCCCAGCAAGUUAUCCACAUCCAGCUGAAAUUUGGUCAGAAGACCCUUUAAACGUGGUAGAUUAUGGAUAUGCUGAAUUUCAUCAAACACUGUUGCCAUGGUAAUGAGCCAAAAGUUGAUGUUUAGUUUCUCCAAUUGAAAAAUGGUAUAACAGCUCCAGGUAAUACUAGUAAUUAUAACUAAAGCUGCCCUCCCAGUCUGCACAAGUCUGUGUGUGCUGUGGUGUGUCUUGAGGUUGGUUUUCAGCAACUACAUACAACUUGUGAAGUUUCUGAAUCCAGUCUUCCACCAUCCCUAAAUAGCAAUGUCUUUAAGCACUUCUUUAACGAUAACCAUCUCCAACCCUUAGUUGAUGCUCAUACAUCAUCAAGCACAAAAACCUCAAGAACAGCUAAGAAUCCUUACUUAUUACUUAGAGCUUCUCUCCGAUCACCCUUGAUAAGCUGACCUCAGUUAUUCCACCUAUACUAAAGCCACAACUAGUAUCUUAGAUCCCAUUCCUACAAAGUUAGUCAAAAAACUCUGCCGCUAAUAAAUGUAUUGAAUACAAUAGAUCUAUCAACAUUCAUAUUCGACUCUGUGUCAUUUACAUCAUGUUUUAAGCCUAAAAGUAGCGAAUGUCAGUCCCUGAACACACCUUGUCGAAAGAUAUCAGAAGACAUAUAGGCUUAAAAACAUGGUGUAAAUAACGCUGUUUAGAGUCAAAUAUGAAUGUAGCUGCUUGCGGACACUUGGAUAACACCACACAAGCAGUAUGGAGGCAUUUUGUGUUUUUUCUUUUGUUUUAUUACAUCUGAAGACUUGGUCACCAGUUACCAGUUGGUCACCAGUUGUAUUGUAUUGUUAUGGAACUUUUCUGGAAGCUGGUGAAAGGAGAACUCAUGCAGCAGCUGAUGUUUUAAAGUAGACGAUGCAUCAAAGGGACCAGAAGGUGAAACAAUAUACAAACACCAAUAGAGUAACAUGAUCAAUUGCCCCCCCAAAUCUGCAGAUGUCUCCCACAGCAUCACCACAUAUCUUCCUCAACCUCCUGAAUCUGUAAAUCGGGUCGGUCUGGACCAAGCUCCCUUUUUUUCUUUGAUUGAACACCUGGUGAAACGGUGUUUUUGUGAAGAAAUGACUGGAUUUGCCAUAAUUCCACUUGACGUCGCCAUAGCUUUGUUGUUCAGCUUGCAGCCGAAGUAACUCAGUGACAGCGGAUCUACCUGAGACGGUGUCAAGGGUUGACCAAUUUCAUUGGCUAAAAAAUGUAAAUCAAAACCAAGACCAACCUCAGGUCCUGUGUUUGCCAAAAGUUUAAGGACCCACAUUCACUCGCUUUUGGCAGGUGGCCCACACCAGGAAGUAUAUGUAUUUAGACAGAAAUUAACCAAAUACAAUUGUUUACCAGGUGCAUUGUCCGAGUAAACUAUUAUCUAAUUAAAUGUUGUUUUUCUCAUGAUGUUGGAAGGGUGGUACCCCAUAUUAACAAACCGCCAGUGCCCAUAUGCAAGAUCCAUAUUUAAAAUAAAGGUUUGUCAUUUCUGA
Messenger RNA from Limanda limanda (common dab), 7794 nucleotides. It is a transcript of the gene lrrc45, whose product is annotated as leucine rich repeat containing 45. The coding region runs from base 180 to 2111 and encodes 643 amino acids. Gene Ontology annotation, molecular function: protein binding. Gene Ontology annotation, cellular component: centrosome. The transcript has 18 exons. NCBI's taxonomy places the organism in Eukaryota, Metazoa, Chordata, Actinopteri, Pleuronectiformes, Pleuronectidae. The record is from RefSeq and is a predicted model, not a curated record.